UGUUUUCAUUCUUCCGACCAGCAGACUGGAAAUCUGCGUGGAAAAAGUUUAAUAAUUGCAAAUUAAUUCUUGCUAGUUGGUAUAUAGCGCGCCACUGCAGAAUGGCUGCCAUAGUACUAACUAGGAACAUGCAGCUGGCGAAGCAUCACGGCAGCGGUGUCGUGGGUGUGGUGUGCCUGCGCAGCUAUAGUGCCGCCGCCGCUCCACCAGAUGCUGAUGCGCCACGUCCGUUGAAGACCACAAAUCUGGCUGCCAUGAAGCGCGGCACAGGCGGACGCAGCAGCUUCAAUGGCAUCGUCGCCACCGUGUUCGGUGCCACCGGCUUUGUGGGACGCUACGUGUGCAAUAAGCUGGGCAAGUCGGGCACGCAAAUGAUUCUGCCCUAUCGCGGUGAUGAUUCCGAUGCGAACCGGCUGAAGGUUUGCGGUGAUUUGGGUCAGGUGCUGUUCCAUUUCUAUCAUCUUGAAGAUCCACGCUCCAUACGGGAGGCCGUCAAGCACUCAAAUGUGGUCAUCAAUUUGGUGGGACGUGACUAUGAGACUAAGAACUUUAAGUUCAAGGAUGUCAAUGUAAAUGGCGCAGCGCGUCUGGCCAGCAUUUGCCGUGAUGCCGGCGUGGAGCGUUUUAUACAUCUAUCCGCGUUAAACGCCGAGGCUAAUCCCAAGGCGCAUUACAUCUCGGGCGGCAGCCAGUGGCUCAAGAGCAAGUAUGAGGGCGAGUUGAUGGUGCGUGAUGCUUUCCCCAAUGCCACGAUAAUACGUCCAGCCGAUAUCUAUGGAUCUGAGGAUCGCUUCUUGCGUUACUAUGCACACAUCUGGCGUCGUCAAUUCCGCUCGAUGCCACUGUGGCAUAGCGGUGAGCGUACCGUUAAGCAGCCCGUAUUCGUUUCUGAUGUGGCACAGGCCAUCGUCAAUGCCGCAAAGGAUCCGGACACCUCUGGCCGCAUCUACCAGGCUGUGGGUCCCAAGCGCUAUCAGCUGAGCGAGCUGGUCGACUGGUUCCAUCGCCUAAUGCGCAAGGACCAGAAGCGUUGGGGCUAUCAGCGUUACGAUAUGCGCUGGGACCCCACUUUCAAAUUGAAGGUUAAACUCACCAACUUGAUUUGCCCCGGUGCACCCAUUGGUGGACUGCAUCUAGAUCGCGUUGAGCGGGAAGCCAUCACCGAUAAGGUGCUGCCCGGAGUGCCGACGCUGGAAGAUUUGGGUGUGCAGCUGACAAAUAUGGAGGAUCAGGUGCCUUGGGAGCUGCGUCCAUAUCGCGCUGCCUUGUACUAUGAUGCAGAGUUGGGCGAGUUUGAGGAGGCGUCGCCGCCAAAAACUAUUGAAGCGGGCGAAGAGCUGCGCUUGUUAGCCCAAACGUUGUGAAUUGGAAAAUCUUAGUGUGUUUAUCAAUUUAAAUAAAUUGUCUACAAAUUAAACGAAGAAAUAAAACUAAU
Molecule: messenger RNA, 1435 nt
Organism: Drosophila novamexicana
Lineage: Eukaryota; Metazoa; Arthropoda; Insecta; Diptera; Drosophilidae
Gene: ND-39
Product: NADH dehydrogenase [ubiquinone] 1 alpha subcomplex subunit 9, mitochondrial
Exons: 4
Coding region: 102-1364 (420 amino acids)
Cellular component (GO): mitochondrion
Molecular function (GO): protein-containing complex binding
Source: RefSeq, a predicted model, not a curated record